AGGUCUCGUCUCCACUAUGUUUACAGGCAGUAUUUAUUGGCAGCAGCAGUCUCCCCCUGCAGUCACUGCUUUACGGUCCGGCCGAGUGAACGUCCAGACGCGCUGCUGCUGCUGGGAGGAGGCUUUACCGACAUUUCGUGUCUGACAGCCGGCCGGAGGUUCCUCUCCUGCGGGGAACGGGAUCCCUUCUUCCACGGACCGAGCUCCGGUGUCGCUUUUUCGGCGAGGAGAGGAAGAUACAGAGCUGCAGCUCGUCGGUUCGCUUCGCAGGGUCACACAGAUACGACCCUGCCCUCGUUGACUGAUCGCAGAGGGAGUCACGACCACACAGACCAUCUCUGCCUCCAUCAUGCAGACCUCCAUCCUCCUGCUCUUCUCCUCAUUCCUCCUCCUGUCUCUCCUCCUCCCCUCCUGCUCCUCUCAGAGUGAGUCGGACCUCACCGUCACGAUUCGUAGUGGUCAGGUUCGUGGUUUCCGCCAGCCGGUGCUGGACCACAGCUACGUCACAGCCUUCCUGGGUAUCCCCUUCGCCGAGCCUCCAAUGGGGAAGCGGCGUUUCCGUCGUGCCGAGCCCAAGCGUCAGUGGGCGGGCGUGUACGAAGCAAUGGAGUACCCCAACGCCUGCUACCAGGCAGUGGACACAUCAUAUCCUGGUUUCCAUGGCAGCGAGAUGUGGAACCCCAACAGGGAGAUGAGUGAGGACUGUCUGUACCUGAACGUGUGGGUGCCCUCCUCCCCCAGACCGCACAACCUCACCGUCAUGGUGUGGAUCUAUGGCGGAGGCUUUUACAGCGGCUCCUCUUCGCUGGAUGUGUACGACGGUCGGUACCUCGCUCACAGUGAGACGGUCAUCGUGGUUUCCAUGAACUAUCGGAUCGGAGCGUUUGGCUUCCUGGCCCUGCAAGGCUCCUCUGAGGCUCCUGGAAAUGUGGGUCUGCUGGACCAGAGGAUGGCGCUGCAGUGGGUCCAAGACAACAUCCAUUCUUUUGGUGGAAACCCCAAACAGGUGACUAUCUUCGGUGAGAGUGCAGGCGGUGCUUCAGUCGGAUACCACCUCUUGUCUCCAGGCAGCCGAUCAACCUUCACCCGGGCCAUCCUCCAGAGCGGGGUCCCUAACUGUCCCUGGGCCUCGGUCACCCCCGCUGAGGCCCGCAGACGGGCCACGCUGCUGGGCAAACUGGUCGGCUGCAACGGAGGCAACGAUACGGAGCUGGUGGACUGUCUGAGGAGCAAAACCCCCCAGGAGCUCAUUGACCAGGAGUGGCAGGUCCUGCCGUGGUUGGCCCUCUUCAGGUUCUCCUUCGUCCCCGUGGUUGAUGGUGAGGUUCUCCCCGACACUCCCGAGGCCAUGCUGAACUCAGGAAACUUCAAAGACACUCAGGUGCUGCUGGGAGUCAACCAGGACGAAGGAUCAUACUUCCUUCUGUACGGAGCGCCCGGCUUCAGCAAGGAGAACGAGAGCCUCAUCUCCAGAGAGAACUUCCUGGAAGGUGUGAAACUGAGCGUCCCACAUGCUAACGACAUCGGUCUGGAGGCCGUAGUGCUGCAGUACACCGACUGGAUGGACGAGAACAACGGGCAGAAGAACCGAGACGCCAUGGACGAUAUAGUAGGAGACCACAAUGUCAUCUGCCCGCUCGCUCACUUUGCUCGCUCAUACGCCCAACACAGUGCCCUGAAGGCCAACGCAGGAGGAGCGGGCUCUGGGAUGAACACUGGAGGAAACCCACAGGACGGCGUCUACCUCUACCUUUUCGACCACCGGUCAUCUAACCUGGCUUGGCCCGAGUGGAUGGGAGUGAUCCACGGCUACGAGAUCGAGUAUGUGUUCGGCCUGCCGCUGGAGAAGAGACUUAACUACACGCUGGAGGAGGAGAAGCUGAGCCAGCGUAUGAUGAGAUACUGGGCCAACUUUGCUCGCACAGGGAACCCGAAUGUGAACGCAGACGGUCUUCUCCAGAAUAAGAAGCGUUGGCCCGUGUUCACUCUGAGCGAGCAGAAACACGUGGGCCUGAACACUGAACCUCUGAAGAUCCACAGAGGACUCAGGAACCAGAUGUGUGCUUUCUGGAACCGCUUCCUGCCCCGCCUCCUCAACAUCACUGAUAACAUCGACGAGGCGGAGCGUCAGUGGAAGGUGGAGUUUCACCGCUGGUCCUCCUACAUGAUGCACUGGAAGAGCCAGUUCGAUCACUACAGCAAGCAGGAGCGCUGCACCGACCUCUGAGCCCCCCACCCCACCCCGCCCUGCAGAGAGAGAGCACCGAGGGAGGGGGCCGGCCGAGAGAGAGAGAAAGAGAGAGAAAGAGAGAUGGUCACUUCCCUCCACAGCCCCCCCUCCCUCCCCUGUGAAGUCUGACUUCAUGUAUAGUUUGUGUUUGAGCUGCUGACGUGUAUUUAUUUAACUUAUUUAUUUAUUCGUCUCUGUGAGGGCUGCGGAGGGAACUGAUAUCAGAGAGAUUUGUCAUUACCUCGGGCGUGUUUGUGUGUGUGUGUGUGUGUGUGUGUGUGUGUGUGAGAGAGAGAGAGAGAGAGAGAGAGUGUGUGUGUGCCUGGCUCCUGCUGGUUUCCUGUGGAUCUCAUAAACUCAUCUUCUGUUUUCAGACAAUUCCUUCUCUUCAACAUUUCAGGGUUUCUGUUUCUGUCUCACCUUUCCGUCAGGUUCAUUAUUGUGACCACUAUUCCACUGACCUGUGUGUGUGUGUGUGUGUGUGUGUGUGUGUGUGUGUGUGUGUGAGAGAGAGAGAGAGUGUGUGUGCGUGUGUGUGCAGGUGUGUGUGUGUUUGGGGUGUUUCAGUAAAGCCAUAAGCUUCAUGUUCUUCUGUGAAAAAGCUUCAGAGUUAACGUCGCUCUCUGCUCCUUCGACGUAACAUAUGGGUGAGAGGAUCUACGCCCGCUCUCACUCAGAAUCCAUCAGAUAUCUGCUGAAUUGAUCCUGCGAGAAACUUUGCGAACAUGAAUAAUAAUCCUGCAGAAAGAGGAGGAGAGGAGACAUGCCUCUUUUAAGAUGAAGGAUUAUUAUAACUUGUGUUUACUCUCUGAUAUCGUCUCUUCUGGUCGGUCUGUUCUCGCUCCACACUCAAAGCUGCAGGUUUCCUCUGCAGCAUCAUUUUGGAGCGUUCUGAUUGGCUGUUGGAGUCAGGUGAUGCAGAGAGGCCUGCAGGAGGAGAGGGUCCACUAAUGUUUUAGAUUAAAGAGAUUUUAGUCACACUCUGUGAAACCAGAGAUCUACUUAAAGCCCAGUGAGGACGGUCGUAAGUCUUGUCUUUGGCGCCCCCUGUGGUCAAAGCUAGUAUCUCAUUUAUUUGCCGAUCUCGUCCUGUUCGUGUGUCACUUUUCGUCUUUUAACCUCGUUGAAAAUUUUAGCGUUGAAAUGUCCGAUAAACGAGGACGUAGAAACUCUCGAUCGUGAAGAGGCGUGUGUGUCGUCCACUCAGUGUCGUGCACAGCUGUCCUGUUUUUCAUUCACUCCUCCUUUUUCCUAUCCUUUCCUUCAUCCUUUAUCGUACCCUUGUCUCCUCCUGUGUGUCCUUUACCUCCUCCUCUCCCUCCAUCCUCCGUCCUCUUUAAUCUUCCUCUCCACUCAGCCUGUCAUCUUCAUCUUCAUCUCUAAUCAGCCUCCACCCACCCUCCUGUCCCCACCCCUCUUCCUUCUUGUCUCCUCAUCUCCUUCCACCUCAUCUAACUUUUCUCCUUCCUCUUCGCCCUCUCUCUCUCUCUUUCUGCCCUUCCUCCUCCUCCUCUCCUCCGUCCUCUCCCGCGUUCUCGUUAGUCUAAUGGAGGAAGAGUAAUUCACUCAGGGCAGGGUAAAGUGACAGAGCGCUGGCUCAGCCGACAGGACGUGAAGGAUGGAGGGAUGGAAAAUGGAGGCGGAGAGAUGAGGCGAGGAGGAGGGGGGGAAGAGGUGGAGAUGUGAUGGAAAGAUGAAAAGACGGGCGGAGAAAUCCAUCGUUACGUAACUCAGAGAAUAAAAAGUGAGAGAUCAGACUCAGAGAUCAACUCGACCUGCUGAGUGUCACGUUUCACAUCUGGAGACGAUUUAUGACUUUAAUUACAACCUUCUGAAAGAAUGCACAUAAAGAUGAUGAAUAGAGACGUUAGAUUAGAGAAAAAAAGGACAAAUAUAGAUCGAUAUAUUAAAAUAAUACGAGAACUCUAUCAGUAUUUAAACGCGCAGAGCCGUUAAAGUCCUGAGAUGUAAUGCUGUAUGAGCACGAAUAUCCUCUGUGUGCAGGUUUGUAAGUUCACAUAAGAUGCAAGUCAACAGGGACACUUUUAUUCUAAGUUAUUAGUCGUUAGAGACACCUUUGUAUCUCAUGCAAAUUUGAACGAAACAUGCAUCGACUUAUUUGGAUUUCAACGACAAACAAGCUGUGUAAAGUUUCAUAUUGAUCCCAGAAUAAAACUCAAAGAAAAGUUCAUCACACUGAUUUUCAGGCUGCCACAGCUAAAAGGCUUCCUGGUUUGAAUCCAGGCGGGUUUCUCUCUGCAUGGAGUCUGCAUGCUCUCCUCGUGCAUGGUUUCCCUCCCACAGUCCAAAGACACGCUCGGUGGGUUCAUUGGUGACUCUAAAUUGCCCCAAGGUGAGUAUAACAGGUUGUUUGUCUCUGUACGUCCGCCCGGUGACAGCAACGACCUCUUUACGGAUAAUAAAUAUCCGUAAUACAUAGAUGCUGAAUUCCAGAUAAUCCUGACUGACUCUGAGUGAUUUAAAGAUCGCGUGCAGCUCGCUGACACACCGUCUGACAUCAUCUCUCACUUGGUCUGUUUUCCUCUAGAAUAAAGAUCUUAGAGUGUUUAUUAAUUCCAAGUGGCCAAUGCAGAAGUGUUAAAAACUGCAGUUCCUCAAGUGUCCACUAGAGGCUGGCUCCAGAAGUACCAGAAACCACAUAUACACCCAUUCAAAAAAGCCGUUUACAGCCUGGUAGAAAAAAUAAGUGUAGUCUGAAUAGCUUAUUUCUGAUUCGGGGUUUAAUUUUCAUAAUUCAGCAGUUUCAAAGCUAUUAAAAUUACGAGUUUUGCGAAUGAGAGGCGCUGCUGACUUGAUCGACAGACGGGAAGACUGUAGCUGUUAGCAAAGAGGCUAAAGGCCCGCCUCUUUAUCUCACACCAUCUCCACAGAAGUUAGGUUCAGCAUUUCCAAUUUGUCACCCUCUGAUAUCGGCUUCAAAAAAAUAAGUUGACGUCAUGGAUAUUUUAGUCGACUUUGGCGCCCCCUGUGGUCAAAGAAGAACAUCUCCUCACUCUUUUGGUCCCGUCCUGUGCGUCCAGAGUGAAAUCUCCUCCUGCUGUCUUUAGAAAUAUGAUCCUUUAGCCUGCUGUCGCUUGUCUAAUAUGACCCUUCCUCCCUCGCAGUGGUUACAGACAUUAUAAACCCCGACACGCACAUGUUCAGGUGUGUUGCAGGUAGAUCUGUUUGCUUCUGUAGCUCAUAAUCAGGCAUUCAUAUUACUUUCAGAUAAGAUAUCAACGUCUUGACACGUUUCAGGACUUCUAAGUUGUUCUCUCACUUCACCUGUCGUCUGUUGCACCCUAACAUCACAGUAUACGUGAGUGUGUGAGAUGUACCUGUGUGAGAACUCUGAGGCGAAUCCUGCGCUGUGAUUGGCUGAAGUGUCUCUGUUGGCAUGUGCAGCUCCUGUGGGAGUCUGGCUUUAAACAGACGAAACAUGAAUAAAGGAUUGUACCUGAUGUCUCAAACACCUGUAGAGAAUGCAUGUGUGACUGACUGUGUGAGUGACAGCUCCUCUCAUCCAAUGGGAGACCCCGCGCUCCUUGCUUAAGCCCCUCCCCCUCCCCCCGGCCCUCCUAUCAGCCCCCCUGCAUGUCCUGAAGUGUAUCCUGCCAAACUUGGACUGUUAUUUUCUGUAAAGUUUGUACUUUGGAACAAAUAUUAUCGAAGUGAGUGAUGUUUAUCUCUCUCCUGUUAGUGUCAUGUUAGCAAUAACGUCAGUAAAGAAUAUAUUUGAUAUUUAAAUGCUGUGGUGAUAAAACAAUGAUGACGGAUAGAGGCUGUGUUUUCAAAGCAAUAUAUUAUUCUGAGUGCCAUAAAUCUCUUCUUCUUCUUCUUCUGUUGGUUUGAUGAGUUUGUCCUCUUCCUCAUUGUUGUCUCUUCACUCACUCGUCCUGUUCGUGUUCCAGCUUCUGUAGCUUCACUGCGUCUCUGUGUAUCAUGAAUGCUGACUUGGUUAAGCUCUAGCAACAGAAAUAAAGACACCUGCUGCUUCUGUCUGUC
This is a messenger RNA of Notolabrus celidotus (New Zealand spotty), 6235 nucleotides long. RefSeq names its product acetylcholinesterase (gene ache). Lineage: Eukaryota; Metazoa; Chordata; Actinopteri; Labriformes; Labridae. Bases 350 to 2227 code for a protein of 625 amino acids. The transcript has 9 exons. Gene Ontology annotation, biological process: choline metabolic process; acetylcholine catabolic process. Gene Ontology annotation, cellular component: plasma membrane. Gene Ontology annotation, molecular function: acetylcholinesterase activity. The record is from RefSeq and is a predicted model, not a curated record.